AUGGGGCUGGGGCUGCUGCUCCCACUGGUGCUGCUCUGGACUCGGGGGACCCAGGGGUCUGAGCUGGACCCAAAUGGGCAGCAUGUCUGCAUGGCCAGCAGCCCCUCUGCUGAGCUCCAGUGCUGCGCAGGCUGGAGGCAGAAAGAUCAAGAAUGCACCAUCCCCAUCUGUGAGGGGCUGGAUGCCUGCCGGGAAGACGAGGUGUGUGUGAAACCAGGCCUCUGCCGAUGCAAACCGGGAUUCUUCGGGGCCCAGUGCAGUUCCCGCUGCCCGGGCCAGUACUGGGGCCCCGACUGCCGUGAGAGCUGCCCCUGCCACCCUCUUCCCAGCUGUGGCCACUGCAAGGAGAAUGAGCCAUGCUCUCCAGACACAGGCAACUGUGAGUCCUGCGAGCCGGGCUGGAAUGGGACACAGUGCCACCAGCCCUGUCCACCUGGCACCUUUGGUGAAAACUGCGGGCAGCAGUGCCCCCACUGCAGGCGUGGAGAGGCCUGUCAGCCAGACACUGGGCACUGUCAACACUGUGACCCUGGCUGGCUGGGGUCCAGGUGUGAAGAUCCCUGCCCCACUGGCACCUUUGGGGAGGGCUGCAGCUCUACCUGCCCCACCUGUGUUCAGGGGGCCUGUGAUGCUGUGACAGGAGAAUGUGUCUGCAAUGCCGGCUUCUGGGGACCCAGCUGCAACACUUCCUGCCCAUCUGGCUUCCAUGGAAACAACUGCUCAGUUCCCUGCGAAUGCCCAGAGGGACCCUGUGACCCUGUCUCUGGGGUCUGCCAUCGGGGCUCUCACAGUCAGGAUACCGCCCUCAUCAUAGGCAUCCUUGUGCCUCUGCUGCUUCUCCUCCUGGGCCUCGCCUGCUGUGCCUGCUGCUGCUGGGCUGCCCGAUUGGACCCCAAGGACAGGCCAGCAAGAGAUGGGGCUGCAGUGUCCAGGAUGAAGCUGCAGGUCUGGGAGGCACUGACCAGCUUGGGCUCUGCACUGCCCUGUGGUUCCCUCAGCACCCACAAGUUACCCUGGGUAACAGUCUCACACCACGACCCGGAGAUCCCCUUCAACCACAGCUUCAUCGAGCCACCCUCUGCCGGCUGGGCCUCUGACGACUCCUUCUCUUCGGAUCCCGAGUCUGGAGAGGAGGAUGAGGGUCCUGCCUACUGCGUGCCACCCCAAGAAGGGAUGGUUCCUGUGGUCCAAGCAGAGCUGUCAGAAGCCAGCCUGGCUGGGGGCCCUUUCCCUCCCCCUGAGGAUGCCUCCACACCAUUUGCCAUCCCACGUACUUCCAGCCUAGCCCGGGCCAAGCGGCCAUCAGUCUCCUUUGCUGAAGGCACCAAGUUUGCACCACAGAAUCGCCGAAGCUCAGGGGAGCUCUCCAGCCCACUUCGAAAGCCCAAGAAGCUCUCGCGGGGGGCCCAGACAGGUCCUGAAGACCAGGAGGCUGAGGAGUCCACCAGCGCAGAGCAAGCAGAAACAGAUGAGACCCCUCCUGCUACUGCCAGCCCCAGGGAUUCAGCUAUUGGUCGACGGCGCCUCCCACUUGGCGGACGGACAGUGGCUGAGCGUGUGGAAGCCAUUGAGGGCAGUGUCCAGGAGAGCUCAAGCCCUAUAACCACGAUCUACAUGCUGGCUGGGACACCUCGGGGAUCUGAGGGCCCUGUCCGGUCUGUCCUCCGCCGUUUUGGUAGCUUUCAGAAAGGCCAGGCAGAGCCCAAGGUCAAGAGUGUCAUCCCUAAGCCUCCACGCCGUGCCUUGAAUCGGAACAAGGGCAGCCCUGGGCUGGCCCCUGGCUCUGCCAGCCAGAGCCCCAACUCAGCCCCAAAUGCUGAGCUUACCGGGGCCAUGGAGUCUACAGGAGUCAGGCCAGAGGAAGUAGCCAGGGAGCUAGGGGCUGGCACUGAGAGCUCAGGGAAGGUCCAGGAGCUGGUCUCUGGAGGUAGCCCCUCAGAACAGGAUCCCCAGAUGCAGGUUGAAGAAGAAGGGCAGGAGGAGCCCCAGUACGAGAAUGUUGUACCCAUCUCUGGGCCAUCAGAGUCUUGAGGACCUUGAAUUUGGGGAGGAGAAGACUGGAUGGGGCAAGAUGAGGCACCAGAACUAUCCAUGGGUCAGAUCGUACUUUGUGCUGGAAAAUGAUCCCAGGGCCAAAACAGACAUACCAGAGCCUCUGCCCUUCCAUAGGGAAAUGGCGGGGUGAGAGGCCAGUUGGCUUCGGGCCCUGGCGGUACUCCAGGAGUGGGUCUGGAAGGCUUGGGCGGAGACCCCACAGGAUGGGGUCAGGAAGGGGGAUGAGAAGGCUGCAGGGACUUUUCCUCUGUUGUCCUGGAUUCUGCUUCACAAAGCUGUUCUUUCAUUUGCAAAACAUUUUUCUGAAAUGGGAAACAACCUGAAUGCUGGACAAUAAAAGCUUGGUAAUUAAACAAA
Molecule: messenger RNA, 2412 nt
Organism: Carlito syrichta (Philippine tarsier)
Lineage: Eukaryota; Metazoa; Chordata; Mammalia; Primates; Tarsiidae
Gene: SCARF1
Product: scavenger receptor class F member 1
Exons: 11
Coding region: 1-2031 (676 amino acids)
Molecular function (GO): scavenger receptor activity
Source: RefSeq, a predicted model, not a curated record